GAGCAGUUCUCACAAGCAACAUUGAACUCAAUGUGCCGAUCACAUUUGUGCUGCCGUUCGCUGGCUUUGCUACAAUCUCUCAGGCUGAUGCUGAUCCUGCAGCUGCUUCUAAGCAAUUCUUUGCUGUGUAGUUCAAAGAAGUACAGGCAUUAUCAUCCACGGCGUUAUAAUUUAACACUCUCCGUUCGUAAUCACAAUGUCACGGAUGCAAAAUUUUUCCGUUUGAAUGGAGUUGGAAACACCGCCGAUUUUUUUGUGGCACCAGGCGACGUUUUCACAAAGACAUAUGAGGUAUAA
Molecule: messenger RNA, 297 nt
Organism: Gongylonema pulchrum
Lineage: Eukaryota; Metazoa; Nematoda; Chromadorea; Rhabditida; Gongylonematidae
Source: the annotation of a GenBank genome assembly